Molecule: messenger RNA, 210 nt
Organism: Saprolegnia parasitica CBS 223.65
Lineage: Eukaryota; Oomycota; Saprolegniomycetes; Saprolegniales; Saprolegniaceae
Exons: 2
Coding region: 1-210 (69 amino acids)
Source: RefSeq, a predicted model, not a curated record
AUGAAGGCCAUUUGGUUGCACACGGACCGGCCGACGCCGAUGUGGAUGCACGGGUCGCUGGCCAGCGAUCUAUGGGCCGUUGCAAGCAACGACAGCGGUGGCGCGUCGCUACUUCAAGCCAGUGCCAACGUUGCCAACGCCAACGCGCCCGAGCAGUAUGGCUUGGACAUCAAGUACCUCGUCACGACGAGCUCGGAGACGCGCGAGUGA